CAGAUUCUGAUUCUGCUCCCUGGCAUUGCUCACCUAAUACCGAGCAUGUAAUGAAAUUCAGUCCACUUGCUUGAGUAAUGAUGCUGUUUCCAUGAGCCCAUGUGAUGCUUGGAUAGUGCAGCUGCUGCUUCUCUCUCAUUCUCCUGUUCUUCCAAUCUCAGGCUGUCAUGGCGACUCCCAACAAUGCUACUCCCACCAACUGCAGCUGGUGGCCCAUUUCAGUUCUUGAGAAUGAUGCAGGGAAAUCUGCGGAGGUUGAGGACAGCCAGGACCCAACAAACCCCGCUCUCAGAUCCAAGGAUAGGCUGGUUUUGUAUCACUGGACCCAGUCUUUCAGCUCACAAAAGGUCCGCCUGGUCAUCGCGGAGAAGGGGCUGCCGUGCGAGGAGCGGGAUGUCAGCAUGCCCCUGACUGAGCACAAGGAGCCCUGGUUCAUGCGUCUCAACCUCGGAGAGGAGGUGCCCGUGAUUAUCCAUGGAGACAACAUCAUCAGUGACUACAACCAGAUCAUCGACUACAUGGAGAAGAACUUCACAGGAGAAAAUGUUACCAAGCUGAUCCCCGAUGCCGGGAGCAUUCUUCACACAAGAGUGGUGCAGUACAGAGAGCUCCUGGACUCACUGCCCAUGGACGCCUACACUCACGGCUGUAUCCUCCAUCCCGAGCUCACCACUGACUCCAUGAUUCCAAAGUACGCUACAGCUGAAAUCCGCAGACACUUAGCUAAUGCAAGCACGGAGCUGAUGAAGCUGGACUACGAAGGGGAGCCCCAGCUGACUGAGCCAUACCUUUCCAAACAGAAGAAACUCAUGGCCAAGAUCUUGGAACAUGACAAUGUGAGCUACUUGAAGAAAAUCCUUGGAGAGCUGGGAAUGGUGCUAGACCAGAUUGAGGCCGAGCUGGAGAAGAGGAAACUCGAGUAUCAAGGGCAGAAGUGUGAACUCUGGCUCUGCGGCUGCAUCUUUACCUUGGCCGACAUCCUACUGGGGGCCACCCUGCACCGCCUCAAAUUUCUAGGACUGUCUAAGAAAUACUGGGAAGAUGGCAGCAGACCCAACCUACAGUCCUUCUUUGACAGGAUACAAAAACGCUUUGCCUUCAGGAAAGUUUUGGGAGACAUACACACCACCCUUCUCUCGGCCGUGGUACCCAAUGCCUUCAGGCUUGUGAAACGGAAACCCCCCUCCUUCUUUGGAGCCUCCUUCCUUAUGGGAUCUCUGGGGGGAAUGGGAUAUUUUGCUUAUUGGUAUUUAAAGAAAAAAUACAUCUAAUGCUGGCUGUUUGGUGUUUAGUUUGGUGUCUCUGUGCUGUGUGAAAUCACGCUGACUCCUCAGUCACUGUAAUGAAAUUUGAAACAAGGUAUGAAUAGUUAUAUUGUUGAUGUAACAUUCCAUAGUUAGAAGUAGAAAAUUAUACCGCAAGGAAAUAAGACACACAAAUAAGUCAACUUAUAAAUGGCUUUUUUUAGGUUUAAGUAUUAAACAGUAGCGACUGGUGAGUGUCAUACUCAGGCACUUACUGAGCUUACACCCCUGUCAUGGAGUGAAACUACCUCCAGAGCAGGCAAAUUCUGGUGGAAGGGAGAGGACAACCCCGGAAAAAUUUUCACCCCCCCCGCCCCAUUAAACUAUGGGAUUUGGAUACUCUGUGCGGUACCUUUAUGUUUUCAAAAUGUACAUUGGCCGCAUCACACUUUUCCCAGGUGCAAGUAGAGGGGCCGUUGUUCUUCUAGAAACUGUUACACUCUUGUGAUCUGGGAUCUUUCCUGGAAGCAGAGAGGACACAGCCCGUUGGGGGGUACAGUAGCCAGUCAAGAUCAAGCCUCACAGCUCUUUGCCUUGAAUUUCCUUUCUGGAUUUGCAAAGCACCUUUCACCGACUGAGCUUCUCAGAACUUUUCUGCACUUGCCUGAAGACACUUUUGUUUUCUCUUCUGUUGAGGGCUCUUCUCAGUAACUUUCUCCCUCUGUAUUUUCUUAGAGACACUUUGCACAGAAUCACGUUUAUCACUUUCUUGUGCCUUUUGCAUGUUGGAAAGAAUAAUAGGUGUCACUGCUACUCAUGCUUAGAAAACUACAAGAUCCAGAAUAAACCAGAUGGGAGGCAUAACUGCUUUACAUUUCUAAAUGUGCUUAACAUCAGUUGACUCUUAUUUCAAAGUGGGGCAGUAUUUGGAGGGACUGUCAAGUGGUUUGUGCUGUUUCCUUGCACAGUAAGGAUUGAUCUAAAGCCCAAAUGAAGCAAUAUACCCUCCUUUUCAAUCAAAUCUUUCUAGCGAUAUCUAAGCCUGUUAGAAUUUCCUCUACCUAAUUUUCAGAUCUCCAAGUGAUCACUGGCAAAUAGCACUGCAUCUCUAGAUUUGGUAGCUAACAAUGAGCGCUGCACAAGUGCUAGGAAUCACAUUGUGCCUCGCCUCUGGUACGAAGUGGCAAAAGUAGUUUCUUUAUGCAUUUGCGAGACAUUGGAUUUCACAGCAACGUCAGUGGUCCCCCACCCUGUGAGUCAUGAAAUCAUGAAAAAUUCACCAGAAACAACAUGAGGGACCAAUGUGUACAUUUGUGGACAAAUGUGCAGGCAAAAAUGCACAAACAUCCUCCAUAUUUUCAUGAUCAGUUACACAUACAGUUGAGCAUGCACUCAGUUUGAGUGUGCAAUCAUUUGCACACAGAUGAGGCACCCAAUUCAUGCACACAUUUUUUCUAGACGUUAAACCCAUAUUUUUCAAAAUGUGUGUGCAUGCAUGCAUUGCUCCACUGGUGCAUGCAAAACCCUCAAACCAGCAUGUGUACAUGCAACUUGGGCAAUUGUACAUAAGUGUCUAUUUACAUGACCAAAUGGGUGCAAUGUUUUAUGGGUAAACAUAUUCCUACAAAUAUUGCUGGUGUAUUUGUGGAAACUUGGUGGUAAUUUGGCCUGAAGUAUCCAAUAUAGGAGACACUGAAUUUGGUACAUUUUAAGGAGGGCAGGAGAUGGAAGAGUCUCUCAAUUUCCUCCCCUUGUUUAAAAGCUUGAAAGGAAAAGGCUAACGUAGGAACACGUGGUUGCCACCCUAGAGCAGGCCAAUGGUCGAUGUAAAGCAGUGAUUCUCAACCUUUCCAGAGUACUGUACCCCUUUCAGGAGUCGGAUUUGUCUUGCGUACCCACAAGUUCCACCUCACUUAAAAACUACUUGCUUUCAAAAUCAGACAUAAAAAUACCAAAGUGUCACAGCACACUAUCACUGAAAUAUUGCUGACUUUCUCAUUUUACCAUAUAAUUAUAAACUAAAUCAAUUGGAAUACAAAUAUUGUACUUACAUUUCAUUGUAUAGAAUACAGAGUAGUAUACACAAGUCAUUUUCUGCCUGAAAUUUUAUCUUGUACUGCCUUCACUAGUGCUUUUUAUGUAGCUGAAUGCACUGCUGGAGGCACCUAGGUACUACGGUGAUGAACACAGUGAAAGAAUCUCUCUGGACUAGAAUAGGAACAUACCUGACAGCGAGCACUGACUGGUAAUGCUUACCAAAUGGGUCCUUUUCUGAGAUUUUUAUGUAGAUUAAAUAAACAAUUCAGAAAAGGCAAACAACCCCAGCAUGUUCCCAGGGUCAGUGAGUCUGGUUUCCCUGGUAGUUCACCCAGCAGUGAAAUCAGCUGGAGACUCUCGCUAAAGUAAGCACUCCAGGGAAAGACAGUGAGAGUAAAAAACGACAAUCAGAGGGACUGUUGGGGAGAUUCGGUGGAUAGCAAAGGCACUGCUGAAAAGAACCACUGGAUGAGCAUUACCAUUCCAACCAACCUAUAUUAAUGCACAUACUUCAUUAUGGGGCAGUCCUGCUAUGGUUAGAGGCAGUUAUGAUCAAAUGUAAUCGCAGAUCCACGAGUUGGCCUUUACAUGCAAGCCUCUUCUAUUCAUUCAGGUGAUGAAUGGUUUUCUCCCUAUCACUGUAACCUUAACGUGGAACCAGGCAACAGCUGCAACAGAACCCUCCUAGACAAGGGUUUCCCCACCUGAGGUGCUCUCGAUAGACAGAACUAGUGACCCACUGCAGAUGUGGCACCCCAGCCUAGGGCUACAUGGGGACUUCAGGCACAGCCCUGAACAACAAGGGGUGGCACAUAAGUUGCAACAUCACGAGUUCUGCUGGGCAACAUGCCUGAGUCUAAGUAAAUUCCCACUUUGCUUCUGGCCGUAGUAAGUGACAGCUGUGCUACCCAGCAGUAGGUGCUGUCCCCCCGCCCCCAUAUACUGGCUUAGCUACAGGCCGGUAAGCAGGGGAUGAGGGUACAUGCCAAGGAUCUGCCCAUUCCCUGCCCCGGCCCAUUUACAGGCUCCUGGGAGGGAGUAAGCAGGCAAGUAGCUCCACUUACUCCUUUGAACUAAGGCCCCCAUAAGGGUGUAAGGAGAAUUCUUCUUCCAUUAUAUAGGGGUGUAAUCUGAGCCACAAUCUAGCCCUAUGUGUUUUAACUUUCAUUUUAAAAGGGCCUCAACCUGGGUUUUGAUUUUGCUCCUCCUGCAGUUUUCCCCCAGAUAUAGUUUCAGCUUUUAAAAGUCUAACUCCCAGAUUUGUGGAUGCAAUCAAGUUUUUAGACAUCUAAGUGCCUUUAAAUUUUUAUUUGCACUCCAACCCUGAAUCUGCAAUUAUUUGGGGACAGAAAAUCAGAAGCCACUUUCAAAACUUUUGGUCAUUUAGUAUUUAUCAGAGAUCUGUGUUUUCUGUGGCAAUGAGUGAGUUGUGGAUACAUCGUGUCCUUUGGGUAAUCAAGACUCUCACUUUCAGCUAGAGAUUCCAGACAAUUUGAUCUCUACUCCCGGCUAUUGUUCCAGUUUAAAUAGCUCCCAAAACAAAGGAUUUUAAAUCUUUUUUUCUGUGGGUUUUGUUUGAAAGCUUCAAUAAUGAAAAAUGUAAGUGUACGUCAUUUUAUCAGGCAAUUGAUCUUGUCCUGUCCACACCUUACUAGUCUCCUUUAUUUUUCAAGGCAGAGCAGAAACUCCCCCCCUGCCCAGAAAUGGUGUAUUCAAGAGUAAAACUGAUCAGAUGAUGAGGGGAGCGAGAACAUGGUAUCAAGCCUUUCCUUUCUAGGUUGCCAAUAAGAGCCAAGCCCAGGUUCGCAGUGUUCAAAGAACAUCUGGUGACUGUUUCGUGACUCAUGUGAAAUUAGUGGCAGGAUCAUAGUCUGUUUCUGAACAGACAAGUGUCCACAUGACACAAUUGUUGGCAGCCUGAACAACUCAGGUACGGAGUGCAGGGCCAUGGAGCUAGAAUUAUCCUCUCAGAUUGCUCAUCUAAGGGCAAGAUUGGUCAAGGUCCAUAGAUGGGGCAGAGUGGGGGAAGCUUGCACUGGCACUGCACGUGUUGUGCCUGUUUGAGACUAGAUACGUGACUUUGCAUCCAGGACAUCGAUCAACAGGAAAAAAAUAUCAUAGCAAAUGUUAGUGGUUGUGAAAGUACUUAACAUUAGGUCAUGUUUUAAACUUAUGCCAAAAUAAACUUUACAGCAUUGGUCAACACCAUCGAGAGUUAAGCCAAACCAAUCCGAGUUACUCCAAAAUCCUGGUUUAGGACACUAUAAUAAUGGACCAAAUUUAUCAGUUAUUACUAAUGGCCUUAGGUAUUGAUAAGUCACUGAAUGAAUAAUCCAAGGAUAAGGAAACUGCUCUUUCAGAAAUUAAAUAACCCAGUUUUGCAUCUGCAGGUAUUCAUAGAAUAGUGGAGAAUAAAGUUCUGACCCAUCAAUGACAAAGCUUUCAUUGACUCAAUGGGGUGGAAUCAAGCCCCAUGGCCCCAAUUCAGCAAACUGGUGCUUUUGUUAUCCAACAAAGAACUUAAUCACAUGCUUAAAUUCAAUCACAUGCUUAACUCUCAUUGGCUUUAAUGGGGUGUAAACACAUGCAUAAGCACUUGUGUGAACAGGGUGAGACCUCACCAUGUGCUGAAGGGUUUAUCUGAAUUUGGGGCCUAAAUGACCAAGAACUAGGGAAUCCAGACCAAUCCAUUUCCAGUACUGGAUAUAACCAAUGCCAGCUUUUUAGCUGGUUGAGGCCAAAAAAUGAUGGAUUUUUUGUUCCAUCUGAAAUAAAUGCAUUAAAGCCAUGAGUGCAUUUCUCAUCCUUUGUUCUUGCGUUGGUUUUCUAGCAUGUCCAAGUGACUUUACUUUUUGCUAUUAUAUUGUCCUUUACCAUAGAGCGACAUUUACAAGAGUUUCCCAUCCUUCACUAUGAGAAAUUGCACAUUAUGAACACAGUCUGUUGGUUUUUUUAAAAUGACUCGUAUAUUGGAAAUAUUAUAAUCUUGUUUUAAGAAAAUAAAAUAGAUGGGUAAUUGGCUCA
Molecule: messenger RNA, 6305 nt
Organism: Gopherus flavomarginatus (Mexican gopher tortoise)
Lineage: Eukaryota; Metazoa; Chordata; Testudines; Testudinidae
Gene: GDAP1L1
Product: ganglioside induced differentiation associated protein 1 like 1
Exons: 7
Coding region: 168-1271 (367 amino acids)
Source: RefSeq, a predicted model, not a curated record